UAUCAUAGGAACUUAAAAUGAAAGUUUUGAUUUGGAAUAGAGAUAAAAAUUAUUUUGCAUUGGAACUAUUUUCCCGCUGUGCAUCGCUUAUUUCCAUUCAACGUUUAUUGAGUUCAACUCUGGAAUCGCAGAAUACGCAACAGGUGUAGCAAGUAUGACUGGAAGCUCACUCACACAUCAACAAACACACGUGCUCAAGUUUGACAUCUCCUUGGAUUACAAAAACAUCUUCGGCCAAAACAAAUUCGUCUAUGCUAUCCCAGCAGAAGAAAGUGUAAAUGGUGUAAAUUGUCUUAGUCAUGGUCCAUCGAAUGGUAUCUUGCCUCCGCCGUAUGAUGUAAAAAUGUUUACAAACGCGGGACCGAGAACGCAAAAAGAGAUAGCUUAUCAGCUGCGAGUUUGAGACAUUAAAUAGUUUAGGUGAUCGAAAGCUGCAAACACAAUCUUCCUAAUUAAAGCGCCGAAUCGCAAACGAAACAGCUCAGUUCAUAGCAUCGGUUUGAAGAGUGAGGAACGGUCAAUCGUUAUCGUUGCGUUGCUUAUCAUCAACGCUGAUAGUGAAGGGAAAACAUACAACAUCACACUCGAGCCCCCCAGCAGACCAAAUUCAAAUAGGUAUAGGUGACAGUAGCCCAGAACAAGCGCAUGAUUGCCACAUUCUGACGCAAUCCACCCGUCCAGUUUGCAUCGUGGUCAGUAACAGCAUUGGAGGCAUAAGAAUUCAAUUUGCGACUGUAGCAAAACAACCCCGAAGUGUGUUCGUUCGAGUUGAUAAGCCUGUUAUCUCGCAUGGCUAACUUCCAUUGAGAAGUGUGCUUGGUUUGGUGGGACGGUGCGCAGUUACUGCCGUGUCGCGUGAUCCCGUGUUUGCUAUGCUGUUUGAAUAGAUAACCAUCAAGGACUGCCAAACAAUUCCUGCUGGAAAACAAGUCUAGUUUACGACGAAGUCAACAAAUAAUACACUACGCACGAUUGGGAAAACGUAGAAAAUGCACGGAAAAAGUGAAGCAGGUUUUAAGACGGGGCUGAUUGAUUUCACCGCUGGUUCUUUAGGCGGUGUAGCCCUGGUAUACGUUAGCCAACCGAUGGACACCGUGAAGGUGAAAAUGCAAACAUUCCCGCAUCUGUACAAAAACAUGAUCGACUGCACGAUAGGAACCUUCAAGCGGGAUGGCUUUGUGCGGGGUCUCUACGCGGGUACGGUUCCAGCCAUCGUGGCGAAUGUUGCAGAAAAUUCGGUAUUAUUUGCCGCGUACGGAGCGUGUCAGAAUGUGGUCGCGUUGGUGGCGCGAAAGCAAUCAGUGGCAGAGCUGUCGGCGCUGGACAAUGCCACGGCUGGCUUUCUCGCUGCAUUUUUCUCCUCAUUCACCCUCUGUCCGACGGAGUUGAUCAAGUGCAAACUGCAAGCGCUCAGAGAGGUACAGGCACACAAUCUCAAGCCAAACGAAAAAUUGCCCAAAAUUUCACCCUUCCAACUCACAAAACAAAUCCUGCGAUCCGAAGGUAUACCGGGAAUGUUCCGAGGGUUGUCUUCGACCUUUGCCCGCGAGAUGCCGGGUUAUUUCUUUUUCUUCGGUGGUUACGAAGCAUCCAGAGAGUUGAUGGCUAAACCGGGUCAAUCAAAAGACGAUAUCGGUCCCAUAAAGACAAUGGUAGCUGGGGCAGUCGGUGGUGUUGCGCUGUGGACAUCCAUCUUCCCUGCGGACGUAAUCAAGAGCAGAAUACAGGUGCAGAGUUUAACGCUCAGUAUGACUCAGGUGGGGAUCGACAUACUCCGGAAGGAAGGACCGCUAGCGUUCUACAACGGGCUGCAACCCACAAUCGUUAGGACAAUUCCCGCGACCGCGGUCCUGUUCGUUGUUUACGAGUAUACGAAAAAGUUUAUGGCCGAACUUUUUAUUUAGUGUGUGUAUGUGUGAGUUUUUAUUUAAUGUUCAUCGCAUUUGUUCAAGUUUGAGUCAGAGAUGCCGCGUUUAAGCAUAGCCACAUUCUCGUGUAAAGCAUUUAUUCGUUCGAUUUUACUGGUCGCCAAAACGAGAGUGCUACGGAAUACAAUGGUCAUAAAAGCACAAUGCAUUAUUAUCAACACCGUAACGUAUAUUUUGCCCAAGGAAUUUCUUCGAAAGCCUUGAUUCGCGAUGAAUUUAAGACUGAAACCCACUUAACUAGUUACACCUUCGGUAUAAGCAAAAUUCGAAAUAAUCACUCCUAUUCCGGAACCCGAUCGGAUUUUUAAAUUAGCACGAUGUUGCAUUCGACGAGAUCGACUUUUGCAUUCUGCAACUAGAACGAACGAAAUCCACCCCAACAUUCUAAAAUCCGCCCGAGAUUCAAACUCAAUCGACAUAUGCAAAAUUGGAAACAUUGGAUCCUACUAUAGAAAUCGAGUCAAUAAGAAUUUUGCACGUUAGCUCUAUUUUACUAUUAUACGGCAAGUUAGAUUUAAUCCGGCAUCUAGCUAAUUGAACAGACCUGUAAAUGCGACACGUUUAAUUGGACACUGUUGCAAACAUCGAGUUCGGGGCCCAAAUUAUGGCCCCACAUUAAAAAUCGUCGUCGACACUGUAACACUCUAAUCGAAAAUGUCCAUUUGCAGGGGUGGCAUUGCGCAUUUCGAAACGAGUAAUUCGUUCCGAGAAAAUUCGAACUCAGAUCGAAUUGGUUUUAGUAUUAUGUAUCUUUUUCAAGUUAAUAUUUUCGGUGUACUAGAUUUAGAGCAAAAUUUGUCUCGUAGAGAAAUGUAAAAUUUUUGGGUUCGUAUAAAAAGCUAAGUCGAAGUGGUCGAAACGAACAUAACUCGCUCGUUUCGAAAUGCGCAAUGUCACCCCAGGUCAAAAUCGCCUCCAAUGUGACACUGAGCGGUGCCUCGGCAUGUCGUAUUAAAUGCAAAUUACUGUAGAUACCGAGCAAGUCGAUAGCAUCGAUCGAGUGAAAGCUAUCAAUGCAAAUGUCAGAAUUUUUUAAGUUAUUUGGUUUGCUUGUCACAUACCUUCAGAGAAAUGUAUUAUUUUGGUUUGCGUCCCUGAUAUUUUCCUUUGGGAAACAUUUCAGAAACGCUUAAAUAUAUGCAAUCGCAACACAUGAAAUUCGAGCUCGGUACGAGAUUAUCUCAAUUUACGAAAUACGAGAUUUUGCUCGAUGUGAUAGUGAUAGUGAAUCCUCGAUUCGAUUUGUAUAAUAGGGCCCCUUAUUCCGAUUUACACGCAACUGUAAACAUUUGGUAGAACUCGUAAAAUUCAUUAUGGGCCCUAUUAUAGAAAUCGAAUCGAGGAUUCGAUACAAUCACUAUCAUUAUCACACCGAGUAAAAUCUGGGAUUACAGAAAUCGAGGAAAACGGCUCGAUUCGUUACUCUGCUCGAAUGUCAGUGACGGUGUUGGAAUAUUUUGAAACGAGUUUGAAAUGUUUCACAAAGCACUAUAGAAAGGAUGCCAAAUCUUUUUUUUUGGGACACCUGCUAUGAAAAUUAUAAAUAUCUAUAUUUUCGAAAGUGUAAUAUAGUCAUGUUUUGGAAAAACUGAUAUUUCCUCAACGAAUAAAGCUUAAUAGGCGUAAUGCAUGCAUGGAUGUGUAACAAAAACGACAUCAUGGAACAAUUUGCUUUACAAAAAAUAUAAUUAUUAGAAAAUGAACUUUUUCAUGUAUUUUCACACCGGCCACCAUAUAAAGAUCUCUGCUGUUUGGUAGAUUUGGAUACUGUCAGCAGCAUGCACAAAAAGGCAGACAUAGGGCCCUAUUAUAGAAAUCGAAUCCAGGAUUCGAUACAAUCACUAUCACUAUCACACCGAGUAAAAUCUGGAAUUAUAGAAAUCGAGGAAAACAGCUCGAUUCGUUACUCUGCUCGAAUGUCAGUGGCCAUGCUGAAAUACUUUGAAACGAGUUUGAAAUGUUUCACAAAGCACUAUAGAAAGGAUGCCAAAUCUUUUUUUGAGACAUCUGUUAUGAAAAUUAUAAAUAUCUAUAUUUCCAAAAGUGUCAAUAUGGUUAUGUUUUGGCGAAAACUGAUAUUCCCUCAACGAAUGAAGCUUAAUAGGUAUAAUGCAUACAUGGAUGUGUAAUAAAAACGACAUCAUGGAACAAUUUGCUUUACAAAAAAUACAAUUAUUAGAAAAUGUUUAAAAUUAGAAUGAAGAAAAUAAAAAUGAAAAAUCAUGUAUUCUCACAACUGCAAUCUAUGAAAUUCCGUAAAAAGUCACGCAUGAAUUCCACUUUUUUAGCAAAACAAUUUUGUUGCAUGUGAUUCUCUUUUAGCGUCGAUUUCUUGUUGUAGCGGCGUCAAUAGCUUUAUUGUAUUGGGUACCACCUGUGGCCCUAAAUUCUCGCUUAUAUUGUGCUAGUGUUUCCUUUACCCUUCACAUCAGGUCAAUUCAAAUCUAUAAUUAAAAAAAUCAUUAUUGUUUUGCAAGACAUUUCAGCUUUAGCAUAUGGUAUAGAAAGUUUGGUACAGUAUAGCAAUAAAAAAGAAAAUUUCUGACAUAAGUAACACGUAAUAAUGUACGCUAGCAGGAAUAAGCAAUUUUUGACAGGAAAUUUGGUUGAUAGUAAUUCAAAGAAUAUGAUAAAAUUUACUUAUGAGGUUAUAUGUAUCGUAGAAGAAACACUUUCUGCCAUUCUGAACCAAGACGUAAAGGGUGUGUCACAUCAAAUUGCAUCACGGAAAAAACGCUGUAGAAAUUCGCCCAGUAGACCGAUCCUUUUGAAAUU
This is a messenger RNA of Toxorhynchites rutilus septentrionalis, 4703 nucleotides long. RefSeq names its product mitochondrial ornithine transporter 1. Lineage: Eukaryota; Metazoa; Arthropoda; Insecta; Diptera; Culicidae. Bases 990 to 1904 code for a protein of 304 amino acids. The record is from RefSeq and is a predicted model, not a curated record. The transcript has 2 exons. Gene Ontology annotation, biological process: mitochondrial L-ornithine transmembrane transport. Gene Ontology annotation, molecular function: L-ornithine transmembrane transporter activity.